AUGAGGAGACUUUAUCUGGAUAGAAAAAGAUCAAGGGGCCUUUCACUUGUGGAACCCGUCCAUAUUGCACAAAGCUUUACAUCUGUUACAAUGCCUGAAAAUAGUAAAUCAAUGGCCGCUAGCGUUUCUAAAGAGAGGCGAAAGAUAAGGAAAACCUAUUUGGAUAGCAAGAGAUCGAAGGAGACUUUUUUCACAAAGUUUUCAUUUCAACAGAGUAUUUUACAACCAACAACACAUUCUAGAAAUGGUUCGAAUUGCAAAGUAAAUAUCACGAAUCAUGCACCUUCACCUGUUAUUUGUACUAAUGAAACCUUUCCAAGUCCAUUGGCUGACAUAAGAAAAGUUUCAAAUACAGACAUGGCCAUUGGUAGCGGAAACAUUCAAUCAUCAAUUAGCUCAAGACAUGUUUCUAAAUGCAAAGAAAAUAACAUAAAAGAUACAUCUUAUUCAUGUCUUGAAACACAUUCACAAGUUGUUGCCACUAAUGCAGUGAGACGCCUAAUUACAACAAAAACAAUACUCGACCGUCAUCAAAUACAAGAAGAAUGUCUACCUGAUCUACUUCGAUCACCAUCAACCGUACAUGUUUGUCAUCUCAUCAAACUCCUAAUGAUUACCUUGAUCACGGUGACUAGAAUGUUAUAUGUAAGAUAUGUCAUGCAAUAUUAUGGAAAGAUGAGGCUGCUAGAGGGAAAUCAAAAGAUCGUGUUAACACAAGUUAUUCAUGAUACUAACAAAGCUUCUUCAUCAACCACCGAUCAAGUUGACCUUCAAAUUAUUGAAUAUCUAAAGAAAAUGUUAGAUUCAGAGAAUAUUUUGGUGAAAAAUUACCGUAUGGUAAGAGAUUCUUUCAAAGAAAAUCCUCAUUUGAAUUUAAGGUUACGUCUCAAUGGAAAGAGAGAAAAAGAUGGGAGGACAUACAAUUUACCAACCGCUUCAGAAGUAGCUGCUUUAAUUGUUGGUGAUAUUGGUCAUUCAAUUGAAAACCGAGAUAUUGUUGUAGAAACCAAAGAAGGUAAUCUAAAACAUAUUAGUGAGCUAUAUCCUUCUUAUCUUGCUCUUCAAUAUCCUUUGUUGUUUCCUUAUGGUGAAGAUUGUUAUAGAGUUGACAUCCCUAUUAAGGGUCUUAUUGCUUCCACAACAAAUAAACGAAAAACUUGUAGCAUGCGCGAGUUCUUUGCUUACAGGAUCCAAGAUAGGGUUAGUGUUUUCUCACUAAUCCAUAAUUCUAGACGGCUUUUUCAACAAUUCUUAGUGGAUGCCUACACCAUGAUUGAAGCUGAAAGACUAAAUUACAUACGUUUUCAACAAAAGUCUCUAAGAUCUGAAACUUAUGAGAAUUUAAAAAAACUGCGUAACCAUGGUAAUACAGACCUAUCUAAGACAGGAAAAAAGUACAUCUUAUCUUCUUCAUUUACUGGUGGUUCCCGUUACAUGAUGCAAAAUUAUUUGGAUGCAAUGUCUAUCUGUAAUUGGUUUGGAUAUCCAGAUAUUUUUAUAACAGUCACAUGUAAUUCUAAGUGGCCUGAGGUGAAGAGGUUUCUUAAAGACAAAACCAUCAAUCCUGAAGACAGACCUGAUAUCCUUGACCAAUUGUUUAAAGUAAAAUUAGAUUCGUUGAUUAAAGACUUAAAGGACAAGUCACUACUUGGCAAAGUUUCAGCAGUUGUUUAUACGGUGGAGUUUCAGAAGCGUGGAUUGCCUCAUGCGCAUAUAUGUUUGUUUAUGGAUCCUGCUCACAAGUUUCCAAAAGUUGAACACAUUGAUCCACUAAUUUCUGCUAAAAUUCCAGACAAAAAUGAAGACAUGGAAUUGUACACACUUGUCGGUGAAUAUAUGAUACAUGGACGAUGUGGUAGCCAUAACAUCAACUGUGUUAAAAAAAAAUUGCAAAACAAUUCCGUGAUCACACGUCUAUUGAUUCAAGUGGAUUUCCUAUAUAACGAAGACGAGAUAAUGGAGCUUUUGUCGAAAAGUGUGGUCGGAUCUAUUAAAUAUCUAUUCAAAUAUAUCAACAAAGGUCCUGAUAAGGUUACAGUUGCUGUUGAUGGUGGUAACGGAGAAGAUGACGAUGAUCCACCGGUUGAUGAGAUUAAAAAAUAUUAUGAUUGUAGAUAUGUGUCUGCGUGUGAGGCUUCAUGGCGUAUAUUUCGAUAUGAUAUUCAUUACAGUUACCCAACUGUUAUUCGACUACCUUUCCAUCUUCCAAACCAACAAAAUGUUGUAUAUGGUGCGGAUGAUUAUACCGAAAAUGUUCUUAACAAUCCAUUAGUGGCUUCUUCAAUGUUUUUGUCUUGGAUGGAGUGCAACAAACAUAACGAGCUUGCACGAACACUUACAUAUGUUGAAUUUCCGACUAAGUUUGUUUGGAAAUCAAACGAACGAUGUUGGCAACCUAGGCAGACUGGAAAAUCAAUUGGUCGCAUUCAUCAUGUUUGUCCAGCUCUUGGCGAGGCUUAUUUUUUAAGGAUUCUCUUAAAUAAGGUUAAAGGUCCAAAAUGCUUUGAUGACAUUCUUGCGGUAAAUGGACGUAAAUUUAAGACAUUUAGAGAGGCGUGUUAUGCUAGAGGAUUGUUAGAUGAUGACAAAGAGUAUAUUGAAGCUAUUCAAGAAGCAAGUAUUACAGAUGUACACUUUGAUGAUGAAGAGAUAAAAAACUUUACUUUAUGUGAGAUUGAGAAAAUUUUAAAUCAUAAUAAUUCCACCUUAAGAAAUUGGAGUACAAUGCCUUAUCCUGACUUUGACUCUACCGAUUAUUUGGAUAAUCGAUUAAUUCUUGAGAAGUUGGAUUAUGAUAAGAACAAACAGAAGAAGGAGUUUGACACCCUUUUUUCUUCGUUAACUGAUGAGCAAAGCAAUUGUCAACAACCUUUUGGAGGUAAAACGAUUGUGUUUGGUAGAGAUUUCCGACAAAUUCUUUCGGUAAUUCCAAGUGGUAGUAGACAAGAUAUUGUUAAUGCUUCUUUAAGUUCUGCUUAUAUUUGGAAUAAUUGUAAAGUACUUAGGUUGACCAAAAACAUGCGGUUAACUGUUGGAGGUGAAGGGAACAUAGGUGGCUCCAACGAUGGUGAGGCAAUUAUAGAAAUAUCUGAUGAUCUUAUUAUGGAUUCAAAUAAUCAUGUUUCUGAUCUUAUCGACUUCGUUUAUCCUUCAAUUAUUCAAAAUUUCAGUGUUGCAACAUUUUUCCAAGAAAGAGCUAUUCUUGCACCAACUAUGAAUGAAGUUGUAGACGAAAUUAAUGAUCGAUUGCUAUCUUUAGUUCCCGGAGACGAAAAGGAAUACCUGAGUUUCGACAGUAUUUGCGAGUCUGAGAAUCGACAGGAGGGUUUUGAUCAAAGCUUAUAUUCCCCGGAUGUACUAAACGGACUUAAAAUUUCAGGUUUGCCACAUCACCGAUUAGUACUAAAAGUGGGAGUUCCUGUCAUGUUAUUACGAAACAUUGAUCAAAGAAAUGGAUUAUGUAACGGGACUCGACUAAAAGUCUUAAUGCUAGGAUCGCGUGUUAUAGAAGCUGAAGUAAUAUCUGGAAGUAAUAUAGGCAAGCGUACUUUCAUUCCUAGAAUUGCUUUAACACCAUCAGACAAAAAGAUUCCAUUUAAGCUUAAAAGAAGACAAUUUCCUAUUGUUGUAUGCUUCGCCAUGACGAUAAAUAAAAGUCAAGGUCAAUCGUUAUCCAAAGUAGGCCUUUUUCUUAGACAACCAGUCUUUUCUCAUUGUCAGCUUUACGUCACUUUGUCUAGAGUUAAAAGCAGAGAUGGACUCAAACUCGUAAUUGUUGAUAAAGAUGGUAAACUAACGAAUACAACACUGAAUGUUGUAUAUAAAGAAGUUUUUAGAGAUUUGUAA
Messenger RNA from Helianthus annuus (common sunflower), 3846 nucleotides. RefSeq lists its product as uncharacterized. Gene Ontology annotation, molecular function: DNA helicase activity. Gene Ontology annotation, biological process: telomere maintenance; DNA repair. Bases 1 to 3846 code for a protein of 1281 amino acids. The transcript has 13 exons. The record is from RefSeq and is a predicted model, not a curated record. Lineage: Eukaryota; Viridiplantae; Streptophyta; Magnoliopsida; Asterales; Asteraceae.